This is a messenger RNA of Lathyrus oleraceus (garden pea), 1564 nucleotides long. Its product is annotated as tryptophan--tRNA ligase, chloroplastic/mitochondrial. The record is from RefSeq and is a predicted model, not a curated record. Gene Ontology annotation, cellular component: mitochondrion; chloroplast. Gene Ontology annotation, molecular function: tryptophan-tRNA ligase activity; ATP binding. Lineage: Eukaryota; Viridiplantae; Streptophyta; Magnoliopsida; Fabales; Fabaceae. Gene Ontology annotation, biological process: tryptophanyl-tRNA aminoacylation. The coding region runs from base 102 to 1295 and encodes 397 amino acids. The transcript has 15 exons.
GAUCUUUUCAGUUCAACCACAACCGUUUAUCUCAUCUCAUUUUGACAUAUAUCGAAAGCGAAUACAAUCAACAUUCAAAGGUGCAGUGCGCAGAAGAGAAGAUGGGUGUUCUUUCUCAGUACGCGGUUCCGUCAUGCUUCAUUCCUUCACUGUCGUGUGCAGCUUCCACGCUCCUUCGUUCUCGCCUCAGAACCACCAUUCGAUGCUGCACCACUCUAUCCUCUACCUCUCCCGAAACUCCAACACCUACCUCAACCUCUAUCAAGAAACGAGUUGCCUCGGGAGUUCAACCUACCGGCUCAAUUCACCUUGGAAAUUAUUUCGGCGCCAUCAAGAAUUGGGUCGCUCUUCAGGAUGUGUAUGAUACUCUUUACUUCAUUGUGGAUCUGCAUGCGAUUACAUUACCUCACGACAGAGAACAACUAACUAAGGAUACAAAAUCAACUGCAGCUAUUUACUUGGCAUGUGGGGUGGAUCCUUCAAAGGCUUCAGUUUUUGUCCAGUCUCAUGUCCGUGCACAUGUAGAAUUGAUGUGGUUGCUAAGUUCCAUAACACCAAUCGGCUGGUUGAACAGAAUGAUACAGUUUAAAGAGAAGUCUCGCAAGGCGGGAGACGAUGAAGUUGGGGUUGCUCUUUUGACUUAUCCUGUUCUGAUGGCUUCUGAUAUACUUCUAUAUCAGACUGAUUUUGUGCCUGUUGGUGAAGAUCAAAAGCAGCAUUUGGAGUUGACCCGUGACUUAGCUGAACGGGUUAAUAAUUUAUAUGGAGGAAGGAAGUGGAAAAAAUUAGGCGGGCGAGGUGGUGCUUUAUUUAAGGUUCCAGAGCCCCUCAUACCUCCAACUGGAGCCCGAAUUAUGUCCCUAACUGAUGGCCUGUCAAAGAUGUCAAAGUCUGCACCUUCUGAUCAAUCUAGAAUCAAUAUUCUUGAUCCUAAAGAUCUUAUAGCAAACAAGAUCAAACGUUGCAAAACUGAUUCAUUUCCAAGCUUGGAAAUCGACAAUCCUGAGAGACCUGAAUGUAAUAAUCUUCUUUCCAUAUACCAGCUCGCUUCUGGAAAGACAAAAGAGGAAAUUGUGCAAGAAUGCCAAAACAUGAACUGGGGCACAUUCAAACCUCUUUUAACAGAUGCCUUGAUUGACCAUUUGCAACCCAUUCAGGCUCGGUAUGAAGAACUCAUGUCAGAUUCAGGUUAUUUAGACCAAGUAUUAGGAGAAGGUGCUAGAAAUGCUGCAGAUAUAGCGGAUGCUACGCUUCAUAAUGUUUACCAAGCAAUGGGAUUUUCGAGGAGACAUUGAUGGACGACACAAAGCAAAUAUAAGCUAUAAGAUUCGUGAGAUGGCCACUAACUAUUGUAUGAUUUAUCAUCAACCUCGGUUAUUUUGUAGUAAUCAUCAAGGCGCGCCAUAAUAGUUGACUGCCGGAAGUCUGGAAGACUAUUUGAUGCAAAGCCUAAAGGUUUCGUGUAUUCUUUUGAUCCAAUUUUCUAGAUUUCAUUUUGGUUUAUUCUCAAUGACUAUGCUUAUUGAAUUCUUUUCUAGUAUAAUUGUUUUCAUUCUCAUUCUCA